Messenger RNA from Klebsormidium nitens, 693 nucleotides. The record is from the annotation of a GenBank genome assembly. NCBI's taxonomy places the organism in Eukaryota, Viridiplantae, Streptophyta, Klebsormidiophyceae, Klebsormidiales, Klebsormidiaceae.
AUGGAGGAGGAGAUAAAGAGGAUCAAUGACCAGAUUGCGGAAGUGGACGCGGAAAUCAAAGAUGUCGGACAGCAGAUUGCCACUGCGGAAAAGGCGUGGAGGAGCUUGGAAGAUGGCCGUGACAAGGACACGUGGCUGAAGCGAGAGGAAGAUUUGCGAGUAAGGGAACGUCAGCUGCGAGAAGAGAAGCACCAGCUGCGAGAGGAGAAGCGCGACAAGGAGGCGCUUUUGCGGCGAAACUCUCUUGCUGCAGUGCACUGUGUUGUAAAAUGGGAGGGGGAGGACCUUCCCACGGUCGUCGAGCCCGUCGCCCACACCCCAAUCGAGAUCCUCCAUGCGUUCUGUGAAGCGCGGCUUGUAAAGAGCGCGGGACUGAAGCCGCUUGACCUUAUCCUAACGGACCAGAAGGGCCAGGAGCUGACCAAUGGCAGUCCUAUUCCCACAAGCACAGCAGCAACGCCACUGAGAGUAGUUCUUCGCAAUGAAACUGCCUUCAGCGAGCGUUCGUCCCACUGCAGCGCCUCAUCAAUCACCCCCCACACUUUGAGAGUGGCGGAAGCUGCAAUCGGAUGGACGCAAAAGUGCUCAAACUGGCCAGUCAAGCUCCCCAACCCCAUCCCCACGGUCCUCCGGUACGAACCCAAAGCACUGAGGGGAAAGAAGAAAUCGGAUGAGGCGGCAAACACACCCUGA